ACCUCAAGGACGCGGGUCGACCGGCUCCGAAAGCUGAGUGAUUGGCGUCAGUGUUACUCAGGACUUCGGUGAGAGAGGAUCACAUUCUUUUUCCUUUUCAAUUUCACUCGCUUCUCUGAAAAUGGCAAUCAGGAAUCCGGAUAUUAAGUAUACUAAGCUCUUCAUCAACAAUGAGUUUGUGGAUGCAAAGAACGGCAAGACUUUUGCUGUCGUUAACCCAUCCACAGAGGAAACCAUCUGCCAGAUAGCACAGGGUGAGGAGGCAGAUGUUGAUGCAGCCGUGAAAGCAGCCCAAGCAGCAUUUAAGAGGAAUGCCCCCUGGAGAACAAUGGAUGCCUCCCAGCGUGGUGUCCUCAUGCACAAGUUGUGUGACUUGCUAGAGCGCGACAUGAAUUACUUGGCCAGCCUUGACACUCUGGACAAUGGCAAACCAUUCACUGAGGCCAUGUGUGACCUUGAAUACAGUGUGAAGACCAUCCGUUACUAUGCUGGGUGGUGCGACAAGAUCCAUGGAGACACUGUUCCUUGUGAUGGUGAGUUCCUCUGCAUGACAAGAAAGGAGCCAGUGGGUGUUGUGGGCCAGAUUAUCCCAUGGAACUACCCUGUGAUGAUGAUUGCUUGGAAGUGGGGGCCUGCUCUUGCUGCCGGUUGCACCAUCGUUCUCAAACCAGCUGAACUGACACCGAUCAGCUCCCUCUAUCUUGGGGCUCUGGUCAAGGAGGCUGGAUUCCCACCUGGUGUCAUCAACAUUGUUCCUGGCUUUGGAGCUUCAGCAGGACAUGCAGUUGCUCAUCAUCCUGAUAUUGAUAAAGUGGCAUUUACUGGCUCCACUCUGAUUGGCCGGCGCAUCCUAGAAGCUGCAGGACAGUCAAACCUGAAGCGUGUCACCAUGGAGCUAGGAGGAAAGAGUCCUGUUAUUGUGUGUGAAGACUGUGGAGAUUUGGAUGAAGCAGUAGAUUUGUGCCACACCGCAAUGUUUGGCAAUCACGGCCAAAAUUGCUGUGCUGGUUCAAGAACAUUUGUGCAUGAGUCUAUCUAUGAUGAAUUUGUGAAGCGAGCUGUGAAACUGGCCCAAAAGCGUCCUGUGGGAGACCCCUUUAAUGAAGAAACACUUCAGGGACCACAAGUGAGCCAACUGCAAAUGGAGCGCAUUCUUGGGUACAUAGAGAAGGGCAAAGCUGAAGGAGCCAAACUGGAGUGUGGAGGUGCUCGUCUUGGGAACAAAGGCUACUUUGUUCAGCCAACAGUGUUUUCUAAUGUCACAGACAACAUGACCAUUGCAAGGGAGGAGAUCUUUGGACCAGUGCAAGUUAUUCUGAAGUUUAAGACCUUGGAUGAAGCCAUAGAGCGCUCCAACGACACAAAUUAUGGCUUGGCCUCUGGGAUCGUGACUCGUGACAUCAACAAAGCCCUGACUUACGCUCAGAGUGUAAGAGCUGGUUCUGUAUGGGUGAACUGUUACGAUUUGUGUCUGCCACAGACACCUUUCGGAGGCUACAAGCAGUCAGGUCAUGGCAGGGAACUAGGUGAAGAUGGCUUGGCAGAAUACUUGGAGAUUAAGACAAUCUUGAUCAAGGUACCAACGAAGGUGUCAUAGACACUCUAGUUUCCUCCAAGCUAUAGGGUCAUUAGUCCUGAGUAACACCCAAGUCACCGCUUAUAAAACCAUACACACAAGACCACUACUGGAGAUCAUCUUGCUCACCUAUCACAUUUUUUUUUUUUUUUUUCCCUUCUUUUUUUGUGAUACUGUGGUUAGUACUUUAUUCUAGAUGUUAUAGUAUUGAAAGACCAAAGUAUGAGCAUGUUUUUAGCAUGCCCAUGUAUGAGAUAUGUGUAAAGAAAAUAGUUUAUUGUAUUGUAAAAAAACUAUAAUAUCUCAAAAGAUUUUCUUGGAUUUUGUGGUACCAAUUUCAAGCAGAAUUAAUUUUUUUUUUUAAUACGACUUCUGAAAGAUACAAGUAAAAAAUAUAUUUUUGUAGAAUUAUAUAUAUUUUUUUUCAAAAUAAUUUCUUUCAACUUUAUCUUGAAGCUUUUGUUGUAGCUAUCAGUAAACUAGCUUUAGAAACUGCAUUUUGUAUGUUAAUGUCUGUGUGAAUAUAUUAUUUUGCUAAGAGGAACUUUUGCCAGUUGUGUUUAAUUUGUAUAUAGUACAACAAAUCUGAGUAUUUUCAUGUCUUUUUAUUGUUGCAGUUCCAAAAUUUUAUUAUAGCAAAAUGUGUUGAUUGUAAAAUUCACUCUUGAACCAUGUUACCAACUUGGUACCUGUAUUGAAAAAAGUGCGGUUUUCUGAUAUUCAGUGUCAAAACUUAUAAUUUUUAGUGACAUUGAAAGUCUGUAAAAUUGGAAAUAAAGAUUUUGAAAUUGAAAA
Messenger RNA from Penaeus indicus, 2371 nucleotides. RefSeq names its product aldehyde dehydrogenase X, mitochondrial-like. The coding region runs from base 122 to 1597 and encodes 491 amino acids. Lineage: Eukaryota; Metazoa; Arthropoda; Malacostraca; Decapoda; Penaeidae. The transcript has 13 exons. Gene Ontology annotation, molecular function: aldehyde dehydrogenase (NAD+) activity. The record is from RefSeq and is a predicted model, not a curated record.